AGCAAAAUGGCCAACCCCAAUCCAGAAAUCAAGUACACCAAGAUCUUCAUCAACAACGAGUGGGUGAACUCGGCCAGUGGCAAAACCUUCCCAACGGUGAAUCCAGCCACCGGGAAGAAGAUCGCCGAUGUAGCCGAAGGUGAUAAGGCCGACGUCGAUUUGGCAGUUAAAGCUGCUAAGGCUGCCUUCGAGAGGAAGGGAUUUUGGCGGCAGAUGGAUGCCUCGGCCAGGGCAAAGCUCAUUAACAAACUGGCCGAUCUGAUGGAGCAGAAUGGACCUUAUCUAGCCAGUUUGGAAUCGCUAGACAACGGUAAACCGUAUCAGAGUGCAUUCUAUGAUGUGCAUGCUUCGGUUGCCUGUUUGCGAUACAAUGCCGGUUAUGCCGACAAGAUCUGUGGCGACACUAUUCCAACGGACGGCCCUCACUUCACCUACACUCGGAAGGAACCGGUCGGCGUUGUGGGUCAAAUCAUUCCCUGGAACUAUCCGAUCCUAAUGUUGGCCUGGAAAUGGGGACCAGCUUUGGCUGCCGGAUGUACGGUCGUGAUGAAACCUGCCGAACAGACUCCCCUGACGGCACUGUAUCUCUGCUCCCUACUUAAGGAGGCUGGCUUCCCGGCUGGUGUGGUCAAUAUGGUUCCCGGAUAUGGACCAACGGCCGGACAGGCCAUCACCCUGCAUCCGGAUGUGCGCAAGGUUGCCUUCACCGGAUCGGUCGAGGUGGGCAAGAUCAUUAUGGCUCAGGCGGCUGGAACGCUGAAAAAGGUUUCCCUCGAACUGGGCGGCAAGAGUCCGCUGGUCAUUUGCGAUGAUGUUGAUGUCAAUGAAGCGGCUGGAAUCGCUUACGCCGGAGUGUUCGAGAACAUGGGUCAAUGUUGCAUCGCGGCUACCCGAACCUUUGUGCAGGAAGGCAUCUACGAUGCUUUCGUGAAGAAAGCCACCGAGCUGGCCAAGUCCCGUAAAGUUGGAUGCCCAUUUGGAGCCGGCGUUCAGCAUGGACCCCAGAUCGACGAUACUCAGUUCAAGAAAAUCCUGAACUACAUCGAGGUCGGCAAGAAGGAGGGAGCCAAGCUUGAAACGGGAGGAGUUCGUCACGGUAGCGAGGGAUACUUCAUUGAGCCUACGGUGUUUUCGAACGUCACAGACGGAAUGACCAUUGCGAAGGAGGAAAUUUUCGGCCCAGUUCAAAGUAUCAUAAAGUUCAAGACCCUGGAUGAGGCCAUCGAGAGGGCCAAUGCUACCUCGUUUGGGCUGGCAGCCGGAAUUGUAACGAAAAACAUCGACAACGCUCUGAUGUUCAGCAAUGCCGUUGAAGCUGGCUCGGUUUGGGUCAACACCUAUCUGGCUGUGGCUUAUCAAGCUCCAUUCGGUGGCUACAAACAAUCCGGCAUUGGUCGCGAAAUGGGCAAAGAAGGUCUGGAACUGUACUUGGAAACCAAAACAGUCUCCAUCAAGCUGCCAGCGAAAAUAUAAAUAGCUGUUUUCGCUUAUCAGCUUCGUGAUACUAUUCAUAUUGAAAUGCAUUGCUUUAUCUGUUUUGAGUUCUUUCUGUAGUGGUGAGACUUUUAACUUUUUCGAGGUGUUAUAAAAUAGCAAUCUCGAAUGAUACGGUGCAAUUCUUAUCUGUGAACUGUCCCUUUAUCGGUUAUACCUACUAAUCGCUGCUGUGUUUACCUUAGGUAAUUGAGCCUUUAUCGUUGAGAAACUGUAGUCAAUAUGACUAUCCACUUUUGCUGUAAGAUAUAUGCAACUAUGUAUAAGCAACGACA
Messenger RNA from Uranotaenia lowii, 1769 nucleotides. RefSeq names its product aldehyde dehydrogenase 1A1-like. The coding region runs from base 7 to 1473 and encodes 488 amino acids. NCBI's taxonomy places the organism in Eukaryota, Metazoa, Arthropoda, Insecta, Diptera, Culicidae. Gene Ontology annotation, molecular function: aldehyde dehydrogenase (NAD+) activity. The record is from RefSeq and is a predicted model, not a curated record. The transcript is spliced from 2 exons.